This is a messenger RNA of Populus euphratica (Euphrates poplar), 695 nucleotides long. RefSeq lists its product as uncharacterized. The record is from RefSeq and is a predicted model, not a curated record. The transcript is spliced from 2 exons. Lineage: Eukaryota; Viridiplantae; Streptophyta; Magnoliopsida; Malpighiales; Salicaceae. Bases 73 to 489 code for a protein of 138 amino acids.
AAAAGCUAGCUCUGCAAUACAGUACACAAGAAAAGCUAGCUAGCUAGCUAGCUCAUUGAGAAAACUAACACAAUGGGAAAUAGAGCUAUCCUUCUGCUGUUGCUUCUUGUGCUCUGUUAUGAGGUCACUGUGGCAGUAGGGUUUUAUAGAGAAGAAAAGGAAAACUGGAGAGGAGAGAGGGAAGAAACGGAGAGGGAUAAGGAAGAAGACUGGUUCUCGUUGCAGGAUUCAAAGCGUGUGAUUAAAACUGAUGCUGGGGUUAUGACAGUGCUCAGGAAUUAUGGUGGAAGGAUUGUAGAUAGGACUUUGCAUAUUGGGUUCAUUACUAUGGAGCCUAGAGCAGUUUUUAUUCCUCAGUAUAUCCACUUCAGCUUGAUCCUCUUCAUUCGCACAGGGGAAGCCAGGGUUGGAUUGAUCUACAGAGAUAAGUUAGCAGAUAGAAGAUUGGGGAUAUCUACCGAAUUCCUGCUGGCUCAUCUUUCUACUUGAUGAACACAGAGGAGGGGCAGAGACUUCACAUCAUUUGCAGCAUUGAUCCAUCUGAGAGUUUGGGAUUGGGUGUUUUCCAGGUACAUCAUCUCUAAAACGACUAGAGGAAUAUUUUCUCACUGCAUCUCGAGGUUUUUUGGCAGCACAGUUUUGUUCGUGGAGGCUGCGAGUCCAACAUAGAAGUUCAAAAGGUUAUUUGUGGCUAA